Molecule: messenger RNA, 722 nt
Organism: Phyllostomus hastatus (greater spear-nosed bat)
Lineage: Eukaryota; Metazoa; Chordata; Mammalia; Chiroptera; Phyllostomidae
Gene: MUSTN1
Product: musculoskeletal, embryonic nuclear protein 1
Exons: 3
Coding region: 273-521 (82 amino acids)
Biological process (GO): chondrocyte proliferation; tissue regeneration; chondrocyte differentiation
Cellular component (GO): nucleus
Source: RefSeq, a predicted model, not a curated record
CCAGUCCCAGCACCUCCCACUUGAAAGUAGAGCAGCUGUCUGUGUCACCAGCACUGCAGCCUCCUGGGCAGAAGUGCUCAGCGAGCCCCUAACAUCUCCGAGAAUAAACGCUGAAGCCAGUGGCUGUGUGGACCUGAAUCAUAAGGAAGCCUGUCGGAGCAGGGGGAGUGACUUCCCAGGACUGGCAAGCGGGCUAUAUAAGCUCCAGAGGGUUGGACGCCGCUCAGAUCUCCCACCAGUGCCUUUGGAGCAGCUCUCCCAUAGCACCCACCAUGUCCCAGGCUGGCCCUCAGGAAGCCCCCAUCAAGAAGAAGCGCCCCCCCGUGAAGGAGGAGGACCUGAAGGGGGCCCGGGGGAACCUGGCCAAGGACCAGGCGAUCAAGUCCAAGACCUACCAGGUCAUGCGGGAGUGUGAGCAAGCUGGCGCGGCUGCCCCAUCAGUGUUCAGCCGCUCCCGGACUGGCACUGAGACCGUCUUUGAGAAGCCCAAAGCUGGACCCGCCAAGAGUGUCUUCGGCUGAGAGGAGCACACCAGUCCCCCGGCACUGCCAGCACCUGAACACAGGAGUCUCCCCAAGAUCUUGUUUAUGCCAGAACUCACUCGCUCCCCAGCUGCCUCUGGGACUGCCACCCCUCCCCCACAGCCCUGGCCCCUGGGCCCAGGGACUCCCACCAGCAUCUGCAAAACACCAAUAAAGAAGAUGCCUAAGUGGGCAUCAGCA